Molecule: messenger RNA, 1935 nt
Organism: Lethenteron reissneri (Far Eastern brook lamprey)
Lineage: Eukaryota; Metazoa; Chordata; Hyperoartia; Petromyzontiformes; Petromyzontidae
Product: fibroblast growth factor receptor 3-like
Biological process (GO): cell surface receptor protein tyrosine kinase signaling pathway; protein phosphorylation; positive regulation of kinase activity
Cellular component (GO): signaling receptor complex; plasma membrane
Molecular function (GO): ATP binding; fibroblast growth factor binding; fibroblast growth factor receptor activity
Source: RefSeq, a predicted model, not a curated record
AUGUCCGGCUCGCUGUCCAAGCCGCUGUGGGUGGUGCCCAGCGGCAGCAGCGUCAAGCUGCGCUGCCUCGCCACCGGAGUGCCCACGCCCUCCGUCGUCUGGCUCCACGACGGAGGGCGCCUCCACGGCGGGGAGGAGCGGCGCCUCGGGGCCUUCCGGCUGAGGAUCAAGGACUGGACGCUCGUGCUGGACAGCGUGGUGCCCUCUGACGCGGGCAACUACAGCUGUGUGGUCAGCAACCAGCACGGCUCCAUCCAGCACUCGUACCAGCUCGUCGUCAUCGAGCGUGGCCAGCCCCAGCGGCCGUCGCUGCAGGACGGCCUCCCGGCGAACGUGACGGCGGCGGAGGGGAGCGACGUGGAGCUCCGCUGCGUCGUCCUGCAGAGCGCUGGCGGCAGCAGUCAGCAGCAGCUGCACCACCACGUGCAGUGGCUCAAGCACGUAGAGGUGAAUGGCAGCCUCGAAGCACCCAAUGGCUCACCCUACGUGCACGUCCUCACGACGGUGGGCGUGGAGGUGACGGACGACUCGGGCCGCUACACCUGCCUGGCGGGCAACGCCGCGGGAUUCGCUCACCGCUCUGCAUGGCUCCUCGUCGUGCCGCAAGAGACGCCGGCUGUGGACACCGCCCUGGCUGCUCCCGUGAGAGUGGGCGGCGGUUCUUGCGCCGCCGCCCUCCUGCUGCUGAUCACCAUCGGUGCUGUCACCGGCCUCACGCGGAGGAGGAGAGGGUCGACGAGCGGAGAGGGGGAGAUGCAGGUGCUGUCUGCGCUGAGCGGCGUGGAGCUGUCGGGGGUGACGGGGCCGUGCGACCGCUGGGAGUUCCCUCGGGAACGGCUGACUCUGGGUGAGCAGCUGGGUGAGGGUUGUUUUGGCCGCGUGCUGCUGGCCGAGGCGCUGGGCAUGGAGCCGUCACGGCCUCAUCGCAGCGUCCGCGUCGCCGUCAAGAUGCUGAAGGCGCACGCCACGGAAGCGGAGACCCACGACCUCCACGCGGAGCUGGAGACCCUCAAGAAGAUGGGACGGCACAGCCACCUGGUGAACCUGCUGGGCGCAUGCACACGGGGCGGCCCCCUGCUCGUGAUCGUUGAGUUUGCGGCCAAGGGGAAUCUGCGCGACUUCCUGCGUGCACACCGCACGCCCGGCGCAGAGUGCAGUGGUGGCGACGAGGUGAAGGGCGAAACGCUCUCCAUGCUGCAGCUGGUGGCCUUCGCCUGCCAGGUGGCACGCGGCAUGGAGUACCUCACCUCUAAGAAGUGCGUUCACCGGGACCUGGCGGCCAGGAACGUCCUCGUCGUUGACGGCGGAGUUGGUGGCGGCUAUUCGGUGAAAAUCGCCGAUCUGGGCCUCACCCGCGACGUGGGCGGCGAACGUGACUACUACUACCAGCACAAGACUGCUGCCGGACGCCUGCCGGUGAAGUGGAUGGCACCGGAGGCGUUGCUGCACCGCGUCUACACACAGCGGAGCGACGUGUGGUCCUACGGGGUGCUGCUGUGGGAGAUCUUCACCCUGGGGGGCUCUCCGUACCCGGGCGUCCCCGUGGAAAAGCUUUUCAAGCUGCUCGGUGACGGCUACCGCAUGGAGCGGCCUGCCCUCUGCUCCGACGAGCUACACGCGACGAUGAGCGAGUGCUGGGCGACCGUCCCCAGCGACAGACCGACGUUCGCGCGGCUGGCGGACGACUUGGGGCGGAUCCUCGUGGCCAACGGGGGCCGCCGUGACGAGGUGACCGCUGCCCCGUCCGGGAGGGGGGACGACACGGGCCACGGGGCAGAGAGAGAGAUGGAGACGUGGGGGUCGUCAGGCCCCCAGCCGCCGCCGCCGAAGGAGGAAGGCUCGAGGGUUAGAAGCCCAACCUCGUCGCCGGGCGGUGAUGGCGGCGUGCCCCCGCCCGGGGCAGACGAGGGGGAGCCGUGGCGGGGCGUGGAGUAA